GCAAAGCAACAAGAUACAAGGAUAGGACGAGGUACACUAUUUUCUCUAUCAACGAAUUCAGACAUGCGGAACAUCAGCACAAUUUCGAUCAUUUCAUCUACACUCCGUUAAUGGCAGUUCGACACCAACCAUUCAGUCACCCAGUACGCUCAGGUAAAGAUCUGACGGCUCCUUAAGUCCCGCCUCUGAGGCUGAGGGAAGUCUGUGAGUGGACAGCACCUGCUCCUGCCCCUCCUGAUUGGACAAGCGGCCUGCUGAAGAAAGCCCCGCGCGCCUUCCUGACUUCGAGCGGCGGUGUCCAGGGCUGGAGCCAGCAGCACCCUUCGCCUUUCGGGAGCCCGUCCCACACUGUGACACUCGGCUUAAUCUACAACGCAGACAUGGGAAAGCAGAACAGCAAGCUCCGCCCGGAGAUGGUGCAGGACCUGGUGGACAGCACGGACUUCACCGAGCACGAGAUCCAGGAGUGGUACAAGGGCUUCCUGCGGGAUUGUCCCAGCGGGGCCCUCUCCCUGGAGGAGUUCAAGAAGAUCUACGGGAACUUCUUCCCCUACGGCGACGCCUCCAAGUUCGCCGAGCACGUCUUCCGCACCUUCGACGCCAACGGCGACGGCACCAUCGACUUCCGGGAGUUCAUCAUCGCGCUGAGCGUCACGUCGCGCGGCCGGUUGGACCAGAAGCUGAAGUGGGCCUUCAGCAUGUACGACCUGGACGGCAACGGCUAUAUCAGCAAGUCCGAGAUGCUGGAGAUCGUGCAGGCCAUCUAUAAGAUGGUUUCCUCAGUGAUGAAGAUGCCAGAGGACGAGUCCACGCCUGAAAAGCGAACUGACAAGAUCUUCCGACAGAUGGACGCCAACCGUGAUGGAAAGUUGUCUCUGGAGGAGUUUGUGGAGGGAGCGAAGAACGACCCGUCUAUCGUCCGCUUGCUGCAGUGUGACCCAAGCAGCGCUGGCCAGUUCUAAAGCUUCAGGAUGCAUUUGCAUUCACAGUUUUAUUUAUUUAAAUCUUUUAUUUCUUUUAUUUUUGCUGAUUGAUUCUUAAUCUGACCCUAUCGUGAUUGGGUGCUGGGUCUCAGGGCCUAUGUGCACAAAUACUGGAGUAGCCGAGCAGCCUGCUGAGUGUGGCGCAUACACACACACACACACACACAUACACACACACAGGCACAUAAACACACACACACACACACAUACACACACACACACACAGGCACAUGAACACACCUCAUACGCACAGGCACCUCUGUACACAUAAACACACGUACACACACAGGCACAUAAACACACACACACAUGUACACACGCACACAGGCAACCUAAACACACGCACAGGCACACACGCACACACAACGUACAGACACACGCAGGCACGCACACUCACACACAAACACACACUUGUGCACAUGCAUGCUCCACACUCAGCCAUGGUCUCACACUGGCAGGGUUGACAUGUAGAGAUCAUAUGCAGUGUUAUGGACACUCAAAAGGGAAUGCUGUACCCCCAUUUUAAUCACAACUGUAGAGGGAUGUCUACUGUACCCCUAAACUGGACAUGCACAAACGGGUGAAGACCGGUACUUCCUAGCACUCCCUCACAGACUGGAGGCCCUUUGCGCUGAAAUUAUGUUGCAGGAAGUGGAGUUGGAUGACCUCUGACCUCUUAGAUGUACAGAAGACCAAUGGAAAGCUUUUAUAGUCGGUGGGCAUGGACAGAGUGACUCUGGAGUUGGUUUCUCAGGCCUUUAUUCUCUUGAGAAAAUGUAAGCUGAGAAUGUACAGUAUGUUUAGUUUUUUUUACGGUACAGGAAUCUUGGGGGUGGAUUUGUCCUAAUUCUGGACUACUAAACCUAAAUUAGGAUACGGUAGUCUAACAUAUUUAAUCAGAGUUUUCUUUUUUUCGUUUUUGUUCAUUUAAUUUACGCAACCUGCUGUAUUAUGUUUGAUUUGCCGUCCAGCUCGACAUGUUCUCUCGAUGUUCCUUUAAUGUUCCUAAAAUUUUUUUCUGCUUUACCACCAUUUUCUAAGGGCAUUAUGAGAAGCAACAUGUGUAGCUUGAUGCUGAAUGCUUGUAUCAGUGUAAGUGAAGGCAGGGAUUUCUCCAGGAGACUGGUGUCUGCCUCAAUGAGUCUCAAUGAGUCUCAGUGAACCGCAAUGAGUCUCAGCGAGUUUCAGUGAGUCUCAGUGAGUUUCAGUGAGUUUCAGUGAGUCUCAGUGAGUUUCAGUGAGUCUCAGUGACUCGCAGCGAAUCUCAGUGAGUCUCAAUGAGUCUCAGUGAGCACUGGGGACAUGGGGGAAUCCCUUCACAAAACGUCAUUGUUAAAUAAUUAAAUAAUUAAAUAAUUUCAGUAAAUGGUCACACUAUUUUAAGGGACUGUGUGUACAAUCUAUAGGCAUUCAAUUCAAUUCAAUUCAGUUUUCAGUUCAGUUCAGUUUUAUUUGUAUAGUGCCGAAAACUGGCGCAAGGACUCUUUACAGAGUAGCAGAAGGGCAAAUACCACUCCUGACCCACAAAAUAGGCCGCGUGGGAGUGGAAGAUAGCAAAAUAGUUUCUAAAGCAUUUCGUUCUAACUUACAUCACACUUAAGUUAGAGCUUUACCUUCUUACUACCUGUCUGCUUGUGAGUGACUUUUAAAAAGUUUAAAAAUAUGUCAUUUCAGUACACACAGACCCUUUAAGUGUGACCAAAGUAAUAUAACAGAACUCAAGUGUUUUGAAGAAUUCAAGGACUUCUGUGCUUCUGUCUCUACCAAGGCAUGUAUAUACACACAUUACAGCCUGCAGACUGUUCUGUAUGUAUCUCACCAACGGAGUGCGCUGAAAAUAGAAAUGUAGAUAAAUAUAUUCUUAUAUUUGAAAAUGUGUUGUGGCGUUUGCCAGAUUGAAAGAUUGCAAUGUACGUUUUGUUUUGUUUUUGUUGGAAUUAAUCAUAUUCCUUCAUUUCCCUGUGAACUUGACACACAUGUGUACAGUACGCUCCUAUACCUGCGUAGGACCGUGGGACGAACGAGAGGACCUGGCAUUACGCUUUCAUACGCCCUCAGUGACACAUCGAAUUGCUCGUAAAACCUCGGGCAGUGGCUGGAAGGAGACCUUUUAAAUGCGCGUUUGUGAUAAAAGAAGGUUACCGUUACGUUAAUAUUCCGAGAAUUAUUAUAUCUGGAACAUUUGAAAUUUAAAAAAGCCAGCCCUGCUCCCUGAAUACCUGCAUGAUUUCUCACCCAUUAUGCGCAUGCAAUUUGAUACCAACUCAGAUUUUGGGUCAUACUAAACUUUCACCCAAUCUCUCAUCCCUGGCUCGCCACCUCUCAUUCCUGAGUUACCCAUCAUCCACAAUGGCCUAAGCACCAAGAACUGCAGUUAACUGUUGCACUGUCUAUCAGAUAAAACUGUUUCAGCAGAACAAUUCAGGCAGCUGUUCUCACGUAGAAAAUAAAAAGGAAAAGGUGGGUUAAAACUUGUGAUGGGGUAUGAACAUUUCAUGACGUCCACAUUGGAGGGAACUUCAGUAAGCUGAUCAUUCAGAAACUGAUCUUAACCAAUCAGAAGUUGUUUUUGCUUUCCGCAGCAGAACAAAGUUGUGAAUCACUGACAGCUUACGAUGGCUUCACCCAUUGUGAUGUCAUGAAGCCUCGUCUUCCUGGCACAAGUUAAAAUGGAGGGUUAUAUCUCCUGCAGUGAAUUUCUUAUAGUCUGUACUUUUUUUUUUCUUUCGGAAUACAGCUACAAUCAUAACAUUUCCAUUUUUAACUUUAGCACCAUGUGGUCAAGUGCCAAAUAUGCAGUAAACCAGUAUUGUAUCAAGUUUCUACUGUACAAUUGUUGUCUGUCAAACAAAAUGUUUGUCAUCAUUCUAUUUUGUAGAUUUUUUUUUUUUGUAUGGUAACUUGUAUUUUGUGACAGUGUAGUUUUCAAAACACAAUAUUCUGUUUUGGUUAUCUAAUAAAAUAUCCUUGAUAAAUGCUC
Molecule: messenger RNA, 3963 nt
Organism: Conger conger (European conger)
Lineage: Eukaryota; Metazoa; Chordata; Actinopteri; Anguilliformes; Congridae
Gene: ncaldb
Product: neurocalcin delta b
Exons: 5
Coding region: 381-962 (193 amino acids)
Biological process (GO): calcium-mediated signaling
Cellular component (GO): cytosol
Molecular function (GO): calcium ion binding; actin binding; tubulin binding
Source: RefSeq, a predicted model, not a curated record